Stegodyphus dumicola is the source of this 980-nucleotide messenger RNA. RefSeq names its product N-acetylgalactosamine kinase (gene Galk). Gene Ontology annotation, biological process: galactose metabolic process; carbohydrate phosphorylation. Gene Ontology annotation, cellular component: cytoplasm; cytosol. The record is from RefSeq and is a predicted model, not a curated record. Gene Ontology annotation, molecular function: ATP binding; galactokinase activity. Lineage: Eukaryota; Metazoa; Arthropoda; Arachnida; Araneae; Eresidae.
GCAACAUGGAUUGUGUUCCUGUUCUUCCAGUACAUAAAGCUAAUAACGAAACUAAAUAUCAUGAAAUAGCGAAGUAUUUUACGUCAUGUUUUGGUAGCUCGCCGCAAUUUUUUGCCAGAGUGCCAGGUAGAGUGAACUUGAUCGGUGAACAUAUUGAUUACUGUGGAUUUUCUGUCCUGCCUAUGGCGAUAGAUCAAGAUAUUGUGUUGGCUGUUGGAAUAAAUUAUGGUGAUAUUUUAAAUCUUAUUAAUUUCCAUGGUGAUAAAUAUGAAAAAUUUUCUUCUUCAGUUAAGGAUUUAAAUAUCGAUACAUCUUCUCCUCGUUGGUAUCAUUACUUCAUUUGUGGGUUCAGAGGCAUCGCAGAGAAAUACGACAUACCUUUCAAAGGUUUGGAUGUUGUUGUUAAAGGAAUAAUACCACCUUCAUCUGGUUUGUCAAGUUCAAGUGCUUUAGUGUGUGCAAGUGCAUUAGCUACAUCUUUUGCAAACAGAAUUUUUCCUUCUAAAAUGGAAAUUGCAUCAAUAUGUGCGGAGGCUGAGCGUUACAUCGGAACCCAAGGAGGUGGCAUGGAUCAAGCAAUUGCUUUUUUGGCUGAGCCAGGUACAGCCAAGUUAAUAGAAUUUAACCCUUUGAGAGCAACCAGUGUAACUCUUCCCAAAGGAGUGGCAUUUGUUGUCAGCAACAGCUGUGUGGCAAUGAAUAAGGCAGCAACAUCACAAUAUAAUAUGAGGGUCAUGGAGUGCAAAUUAGCUGCUAAGGUUUUAGCAAAAUGUUUUGGUUUCAACUGGAGACGUGUUGAAAAGCUUGCUGAAAUACCAAUUUUACUUGGUAAAGAUGUAUCUGAAAUGACACUUGUAAUUAAGGAUGUUCUAUCAUCAACAUUUUAUUCAAGGCCCGAACUAUGUUCCAUUUUAGAAAUAAGUGAAUUUGAAUUUACUUCUUUGUUGACCAAGAAUACUCUGCAUAUGGAAGAAUUUCAG